GAAGAAAUAGAUUAUGAAUCCCUACCUGAAGGUACCACUCUAACUUCACAAUGUAUCGCUGGUGCCUUUGCAGGUAUUUUGGAGCACACAGUGAUGUACCCCGUGGAUGCAAUCAAGACACGGAUGCAAGCACUACAAUCAUCAACAUCAACUGCCUCUUCAAAACUAGAAGGUGUUGUUUCAUCAUUAUAUAGAAUAUCUUCCACAGAAGGCUGGCUAUCGUUAUGGCGUGGUACUUCCUCAGUGAUAUUGGGUGCUGGUCCUGCCCAUGCCGUAUAUUUUGGUACUUAUGAAUAUGUCAAGAAACAAUUAAUCCAUGAGGAGGAUAAUUCUCAUCAACCUAUGCGUGUGGCAGUGGCCGGUUCUGCUGCUACUAUUGUUAGUGAAGCUUUAAUGAACCCCUUUGAUGUGAUUAAGCAAAGAAUGCAAUUACAAAAAAUUGGAACAUCUUCAUUUUUAGAUACAGUGGGGAGAAUUUAUCAAAAAGAAGGGUUUAAAGCCUUUUAUUAUAGUUAUCCAACUACUAUAACGAUGACUAUACCAUUCACUGCUUUGAACUUUGUUGUUUAUGAAAGUUCUGCCAAGGUAUUGAAUCCUUCAGGUCAUCAUGAUCCUUUAAAGCAUUGUAUCGCAGGUGGAUUAGCUGGUGGUGUUGCAGCCGCAUUAACUACACCAUUGGAUUGCAUCAAGACUUUGUUACAGACAAAAGGUGAAAGCUCAGAUCUACGAAUUAGAAAUACAAAUACAUUAUAUGGUGCAUCUAAGAUAAUAUAUCAAAUGGAUGGGAUAAGUGGAUUUUGGAAAGGUACAAAACCUAGAAUCAUAUCAAAUGUUCCAUCAACUGCUAUCUGUUGGACAGCUUAUGAAAUGGCCAAAUACUACCUC
Molecule: messenger RNA, 885 nt
Organism: Hansenula anomala
Lineage: Eukaryota; Fungi; Ascomycota; Saccharomycetes; Phaffomycetales; Wickerhamomycetaceae
Exons: 1
Biological process (GO): iron import into the mitochondrion
Cellular component (GO): mitochondrial membrane
Molecular function (GO): ferrous iron transmembrane transporter activity
Source: RefSeq, a predicted model, not a curated record